This is a messenger RNA of Erythranthe guttata (spotted monkey flower), 831 nucleotides long. Lineage: Eukaryota; Viridiplantae; Streptophyta; Magnoliopsida; Lamiales; Phrymaceae. The record is from RefSeq and is a predicted model, not a curated record.
AUGUUUUGUACGAUUUUCCGGUCGAUCGAAGGAGCAUCGAGAUGGAGAAAAGCUUCCAAAUGCAAAAUCUUGAUUAAAGAAGUCAAGAUUCGUCUGGCAUACGAAAAGAGGAGAAAAUGCGCGAUCGUUAGGCAAUCGUGCACUGAUAUUGCGCAACUCCUUCACGAUGGACACCGUGAACUUGCUCUCUCAAGGGUUGAGAAACUGCACAAAGACAGAUGCAAGGUAUCUGCAUAUGAUCAAUUUGAUGGAUUCUGUGAUUGCAUUCUUGACAACCUUCAUCACAUUGCCCGGCCUAAGCUGCGAUAUUGUGGUUUUUUUUAUUGCUGCAGCAAACUACCGAUUGAGGUAAGUGAAGCGGUGUCAUGUUUGAUAUUCGGUGCGUCAAGAUGCGGAGAAUUGCCGGAGUUGCAUUCCCUGAGAAAUUUAUUCAAACAACAUUUCGGUCCGAAAUUCGAAAGAACCAACGUGGAACUGCUAUCAGGACACUCUGUCGACUCCAGAUUAAUUGAUAACCUCAAUACGGCGUCACUGCCGCAAAAUGUAAAUCGGAUGCAGUUAUUACAGGAAAUACAAAAGGAUUAUAUAAUCCAUCCAAAUAUCAAGAAGCAAAACGAAAAGCCUCACGAUCAUGAUCAGAGAGCAAUGUAUGAUGGAGUUAUUAAUUUGGAAAAUGAAGAUCAAAUUCAUGCCUCCAAAUUUGAGGAGAUGGUGAAGAAAAUGGGGAGAACUCUUUCUGCUUUUGCCAACUAUGGUCAAGCUCAAGAGUUUUACAGGGACAAAAAAGUAAUUUCGAACUCUCUAUCGAGCCAUGUCCAUCCCAGACGAUAA